ACUAUUGAACAUGUAAGUGGAUCUGAACAAUCAACUCAUACAUGUUUAUGGUUAGAUUGUUGUCGAAAUGGUCGAGCAUUUAAAGCAAAAUAUAAAUUAGUUAAUCAUAUACGUGUUCAUACCGGUGAAAAACCAUUUGCUUGUCCAUUUGCACGUUGUGGAAAAGUAUUUGCACGUUCAGAAAAUCUUAAAAUUCAUAAACGAACUCAUACAGGAGAACGACCAUUUCGAUGUCAAAUUUGUGAACGAUGUUUUGCAAAUAGUUCAGACAGAAAAAAACAUCAACAUGUACAUACAUCAGCUAAACCAUAUAAUUGUCGAAUAAAUGGUUGUGAUAAAACUUAUACACAUCCAUCAUCAUUACGUAAACAUAUGAAAAUACAUGAAUCAUCAUCUGAAUCUACGAAUGAAUCACGUACAAAACGAUUAAAUAAUCAACAACGUACUUGUUCACCACAAAUAAAUAAUUCUUUAACAACAGAUAGUUGUUCACAAUCACCAUCUUCAUAUGAAAAUCUAGCACCAAUAAAAAUUCAACCAUCUUAUAUGCAAACUAUGAAUGUUUAUCAUCAUCAUCAUCCAACGAAUUUUCCACAACAUUAUACUGAACUUAAUUUUUAA
Adineta steineri is the source of this 621-nucleotide messenger RNA. The record is from the annotation of a GenBank genome assembly. Lineage: Eukaryota; Metazoa; Rotifera; Eurotatoria; Adinetida; Adinetidae.